AUGACGGCUUCUGACCUCCUCGUCCAUGGAUCCCACCUCUGGCCGCAUGUCAUCGAGCUCGGUGCAGACGGAAAGCAGGUAUACGCUGCUCCCUACAUUACACUGUCCUCUCUGCGCAGUGUUGCUCCUGAUGGCUGGAAUCUGUUCGUUCAUCCCCGAGGCUCCAUGUACUUCCGACACAAGACCUGCCAAGUAGUCGUAGAUGAAGACAUCCGCCUUCCAACCCUCCUCGCCAGCGCAGAGGCCUUCUGCGCCCUGCACGCGCCGGUCAGAUCUGGGAGCGAAAUAGAAGCUUACAUGGCCGCAGGUGUAGAGGCCUCUGUCUGCCUGUUCAUCAAUCACCACCAGUGCAUGGCAAGCUUUGACUACCACAAGCUAUCGCACUCGGCUCUCAUGAAUAUCUCCGUGGAUGUCUUUUUGCGUUACAGGCGUCUGUAUUGGAAUUUUGUCCUCAACCACCCCUCCCAUCGUCCAUGCCAUUCGCGCGGACCGCAAGAGGCGAUCGACGCUUUGCGUUCAUACUUGCAUGACCAUCUCAUUUAUGGUCGACGCAACAUAGCACCCUUUUCACAACCCGAGUGCCAACAACUUCUCGAAAUACUUCAACCUCUUGAGAUCUACCGUCUGCAAGAUUCUGCUGAGCUUUCGCAGCCGUCUGUGUCGUGCCUUGUGGGUUGGGUAUUGAAGGACGUUUACAGCUACCGAUCUGGCCUGCGAUACGGUCAACUAACUUGGCCAGAGCUCAGAUCUUAUUUGCGAACAAUGCACGAAGGGCCCGGGUUUGCAAAAGAACCGCCUUUGAUAACCGCCAUAUUCCUGCGACUUAUUAUCAAUGGUCUUUGUUUCGGGAUUCCUUCUACCUAUUUAGCUCACGUCAAGAAAGCUAGUGAAUUCCGGGGGCACCUCGUCGGCCUACGCAAAAGCUGGGAAGACUAUACGCGCCAGCUGGUCCAAGAAUACUCGGAUUUUGUCCUUGUCGUAAGUACAGUCUAUUCAACAUCGACUGUCAGUCUGCUGUCCAUCGGCGACAUUCAAGUCGUCGCACAAUCCGCAACGCUUCUUUCAGCGUUUGCUGCUUUGGGAAGUACCACGGUCGGCGUUUUCUUCGUGUGGCGACACCAACGGAACACUCAAAUGCCGUCCUCGUUCACAUAUUUGCAUAACGCACGGACUAGUGCGUUAGGUCUUUCAGGACACGCUAUCAUUCUCAGCCUUCCCCCGGUGCUGCUGGUAUGGUCAAUCAUCACAUUCGCCGUGGCCGUACUGGCCUAUACACUUCAAAACCUCAUUGAAGUUCCCGCGUCUUCAUGGGUUGUCAUCUGCGGGUUCGUGAUGGUAGUUGUCGCCAUCAUAGUGGGUGUGUAUACAUUCUCUACAAUCUGGACAUGGCAAGGACAAGAACCUUGGUGGAGAUAUUUGUGUUGCUGGCCUCGACAUCGACGAAAAAUAUGA
Messenger RNA from Epithele typhae, 1452 nucleotides. RefSeq lists its product as uncharacterized. Bases 1 to 1452 code for a protein of 483 amino acids. NCBI's taxonomy places the organism in Eukaryota, Fungi, Basidiomycota, Agaricomycetes, Polyporales, Epitheliaceae. The record is from RefSeq and is a predicted model, not a curated record. The transcript has 7 exons.